AUGAGAAAGAGCCAAAUGUUAGGGGUAUUGUUGACACGGUCGAGUCAGGCGACGCAAGCGCCCCUCUGGCACCAGCGAGAACUACGGCUGAGCGCCGGCAGGUGGGCGAGGAAGCGGCCGCGCGCGCCGGAAGGCAGUGCGACGGCGGGCUGCGCUGCGCUCGCACCGGCCCCUGCUGCUCAGGAGGGUGAGGAUGAGGCGGACCGCAUGGGCUGGUCGGCGUCGCGCUGCUGCGGCGGCUCCGGGGACGCCGCCACCAACGACGGCUCCGUGCUGGACCGCGUCAUCUCGCAGGCGUCCGGCUGCGACGGCUGCCUCCUCUACCGGCUCGCCGACUACAAGAAGGGCGGCGAGCUCGUCGACGCCUACAACGUGGGCGGCCAGGCCGAGGUGGAGAAGCUGAUCCGAGAGCAGUUCGGCGUGCUGAUGUACGGCGAGGGCCGCGGCCAGGUCAUCAACAGGGCCGAGUACCUGCGCUGGAAGUUCCGCGACCAGAAGGAGGUGGUGCUGCCGAUCGAGGCGUCGCUGUCGGCGCACGACCCGCUGGCGCGCUGGGAGGACCACGAGGCGUGCUGGCAGAUGCAGUACCGCGGCAGCCUGGGCGAGACGCUGCUGCACGUGCUCAUCAUCUGCGACACGCGGCUGCACACGCGCCUCGCGCGCACCCUCAUCAAGUGCUUCCCCAAGCUGGCGGUCGACGUCGUCGAGGGCGAGGACUACCUGGGUGCCAGCGGCCUGCACCUGGCCAUCGCGUACAACAACAACGAGCUGGUGCAGGACCUGGUGGAGGCGGGCGCCAGUGUGUCCCAGCGCGCCAUUGGCAGCUUCUUCCUGCCGCGCGACCAGCAGCGGCCGCGGCCGGCGCGCCACACGGACUACGAGGGCCUGGCCUACUUGGGCGAGUUCCCGCUCGCCUGGGCCGCCUGCUGCGCCAACGAGAGCGUCUACAACCUGCUGCUCGACCACGGCGCCGACCCCGACGCCCAGGACUCCUUCGGCAACAUGAUCCUCCACAUGGUCGUCGUCUGCGACAAGCUGGACAUGUUCGGCUACGCGCUGCGGCACCCCAAGCUGCCGGCGUGCAACGGCAUCGCCAACCGCGCCGGCCUCACACCGCUGACGCUCGCCUGCAAGCUGGGCCGCGCCGAGGUCUUCCGCGAGAUGCUCGAGCUGAGCGCCAGGGAGUUCUGGCGCUACUCCAACAUCACCUGCUCCGCCUACCCGCUCAACGCGCUCGACACGCUGCUGCCCGACGGCCGCACCAAUUGGAAUUCUGCGCUUUUCAUCAUUCUAAAUGGAACAAAAGAAGCGCAUCUGGACAUGCUGGACGGAGGCAUCAUUCAGAGGUUGCUGGAGGAGAAGUGGAAGACAUUUGCUAGGAUGCAGUUCCUGAAGCGGCUGGCGAUCCUGGCGCUGCACCUGCUGUUCCUGAGCACGGCCAUCUACCUGCGCCCCAAGGACCACGACGAGCCGCUGCUCGGGCCCACCGACUGGGGCAGCGUGGCGCGCUACUGUGCAGAGCUGGCCACCGUGGGCGGAGUGCUGUCCUACGUCAUCCUGCAGCAGGGCGAGGAGAUCAAGAACCAGGGGCUGCUCAGCUUCCUCAAGCAGCUGUCGCACGCUCCCGACAAGGCCAUCUUCCUGGCGUCAAACCUGAUGAUCCUGGCGUGCAUCCCGCUGCGCGUCGUGGGCGACAAGCGAACGGAGGAGGCCGUCCUGCAGUUCGCAGUGCCCGGCUCCUGGUUUCUGCUCAUGUUCUUCGCGGGGGCCAUCCGGCUGACUGGUCCGUUCGUGACGAUGGUGUACUCGAUGAUCACCGGUGACAUGUUGACGUUCGGCAUCAUCUACACGGUUGUGCUCUUCGGCUUCUCUCAGUCCUUCUACUUUCUGUACAAGGGCUUCCCCGGUGUGAAGACGUCGCUCUACCACUCCUACCCCACCACCUGGAUGGCGCUCUUCCAGAUCACCAUGGGCGACUAUAACUAUCCAGAACUGAGCCACACGACAUAUCCAACGCUGGCCAAGACAGUGUUCGCCAUUUUCAUGGUGCUGGUGCCCAUCCUGCUGCUCAACAUGCUGAUCGCCAUGAUGGGAAACACGUACGCGCACGUCAUCGAGCAGAGCGAGAAGGAGUGGAUGAAGCAGUGGGCGAAGAUCGUGGUGUCGCUGGAACGCGCGGUGAACCAGGCGGCGGCGCACCAGUACCUGCAGGAGUACAGCAUCUCCCUGGGGCCCAGCGACGACCCCAGCCAGGAGCAGCGCGGCGUCAUGGUCAUCAAGACCAAGAGCAAGACGCGCGCGCGACAACGCAAGGGCGCCGUCAUGAACUGGAAGCGCGUGGGCAAGGUGACGAUCCGCGAGCUGAAGAAGCGCAACAUGACGGGCGACCAGCUGAGGAGGCUCAUGUGGGAGCGCGCCUCCAUCUCGACGCCCAUCCGCGUGCCGGACACGCCGGAUCCGGCAGAGGUGGAGGCUGCGAUGGACAGCCAGGGCAACGCACUGAAGGAGGCGCUGGAGGUAAUAGCGUUCCAGCACGACCUGGACCUGGACCUGAGCGGCGGGCCGCCCUCCACCCCCGGCUCCGCCCCCAGCCUCGCGCCGGCCCCCUCAGCGCAGGCGCCGCCCGCCGCGCCCACAGCCCCCGCCGUGCCGCCCGCCUUCGGCAGAGCCCUGGGCGUGGCCGCGCCGCUGUCCUCACCCGCAGCCGGUGGAGCAGCAGCGGGCGCAGCAGCGCCUCCGGCCGCGGCGCUGCCAGCUGCAGCCAGCAUCGUCUCCAGUGCAGCUGCCGCCGCCGCCGCCUUCGCACCUGCCGCGAACGCCGUGCAGACGCCUCCCAUCGGAUGGGUCAUUCCUCCACCACACCGUAGCAGCAGCAUCGACGCGCCGCCUCCGUGGGAAGGCGACGCGAUGCAGCAGCUGGUGGUGCUGUCUGAGGUGCUGCCCAGCGAUGACCCGCAGCUGGCGGUGAUCGCGCAGCUGGCGUACCAGCAGCAGCUGGACGCCCAGAUGGUGCCGCCCGCCGAGCAGCACCGCUACUGCUGCGCCAGGCGCCUGCACGCGCUCGAGGCCGCCAACGCCUCCGCCCCCAGUCUCGAGCCCAGUGACAGCGACGAAUUUGGAGACGGCGGCGCGAUGCUGGGCCGCGGGUCGCGGGCGCGGAGGGCGCGCUCCGCCAGGUGGCGGCCGCCCACCAGCGCCUCCAACGGCAGCGCGCGGCGGCUGCUCUUCCAGCACCACGGCCGCUCCUCCACCUCCAGCUCCAGCGGCUCCGGCGCGGGACUCGGCAUCAUCAACCCCGCCUUCAUCGCCGAUAACCUCCAAAUGAGUCCUCCAGUGCGGACUCCUGAGAUGGACGCGGAAACUCCCCCGCCCCCUGCAGCCGCGCAGCCGGCGCUUCCCAACGCCCACGCAGCCGUUGGCCGCUUCAGCAUCGACAGGGACAAGACUGCCGCCAGGCCUCGGCCGAAAACCGCCAGAGUCAACAGUGUAAAUUCUUUUGUAUCGAGUCUCAUGUUCUUCAAGAGAACUAGUGAAUUUGAAGGGGCAGGUUUCUUCAAUUCUCCCACAAGCAGCAUCUGUCUUUGCCAAAGACGCACGCUGGUACUGCAGCGAGAGUGUGGUUGCAGGGUGGCGCCGGCGGCAGCGACUCCGUCGCGGCGCGGGACGUCCGCGCAGGCGGCGCCGGUGUCGGUGGCGGUGGCGGCGGAGGAGCGCCGUCUGGAGGAGGCGCCGGACCCGCUGGACGCCUGGAGCACGCGCUCCAUCGCCAACAUGAACACCCUGCUGGCCUGGGACCGCCAGGAGGACGAGAGCCUCUGAGGCCGGCGCUGCCAGCGGCCGCCUGCGACAGCGUGAAACAGUUGCAGCCUUCUCAUCCGCGGUGCAAAACCUGCUGAUGCCUCUUAAUGACGUUCACCCAUCACGAUCCUGCAUGUUCUGUGAACUGCUCCGAGUCAAAUUCCCUAGUGAUGAGCAAUAACAGAUAAGAUUCUGUGGCAGUACUUAUUUAUUCUGUUUAAUUUACUUUUGUUCACCUACUAUAUUGCAUUUCAUCGGGACGUCACGUAAAGUAGCAUUCCAUUCCUAGCCAAUGUCUGUUGUAGUGUAAAUACUAAGAUCUGUGUCAAAUAAACUACAAUAGUUAGUAAUACGACCAACACCAAUAGGCCAGGACGGGGACACCAUUGAAUAUGAAAGUAGAACGAUACCGCAGAUGCUAAGGAAAGACCUGUUGUAAAAUACCCUCUGUUUUCACGUGGCUAAACGAGAUGGCGGCCUGUUAAGAUACUGGACUCCGAUUGGGGAGAUCAACAGUACAAAUUCCCGUCCGGGUAGUCAGAUUUAGAUGAGUUCCCUAAAUUGCGUAAGGCAAGAUGGUUCCUUUGAAAAGACGUGGCCCAUUUCCUUCCCCAUCCUUUCCCAAUACGUGCUGCGUCUCUGAUGACCAUGUCGUCGAUCCUGAUCUUUCUUCCUUCAUAUUACUUGUUGAAUAAAUCAUGAAUCUUAAAUCUAUCCUUUCUUAUCUAAAAUUCAUAAUUAAGGAAUUCGUAGUGAUUUUCGUAGAUCAUCAGAAGGCGUAUUGAUGUAGUUGUCAAACCACAUAUUUUACUACAGAAAAGCGCGCAGACAAUACGAGACAACAACCGAAAGUGAUAGGCCACUCGUGUGCUACUAACAGUGAGCAAGCGUCCUCAGACAAUUUCACGGGUCUGUCAGUCCUUAAAUGAUCACUACCUAUUGACGGCGAAGACAUAGAGUCUGUUGACAAAACAUAUAAAAGUCCAAAUCGAAAUCCUACUCGUAUAACACACCCCUUCUUACAAGCUGGUAAGCGAGCGACUUGGGGCGGGGGGAGUGAAUUUACAUCGGUUUCGUAACACCACCAAACGGUAACGCAGACUCUCUUGCGUUGUUUGGACCCGACAUACGCGACUGAUCGAGAUACCGUGACUCAAAUUCUCAAAUAAUUGUAUUUAACUAUAAAACAACAGCAGUUAUUAACACAACCCCAAAGUAAACUUAAGUCAUCCUAUGUAGCUCUGAAAUUAGAAGAGCGGGUAAGACUAGAACAUGGACUCUCAUCUCUCUUCUUCAACUGCGCUCUAGGGAAUGUUAUUCGCGAGUGGCGCAAAGAACUGUGUGCAGAAUAAUGGAGUUAAAUUAGUGAGUUGACACCCAGCUUUUGCGUGAGUUGAGACCCAGCUUUCACUGUAAUUGACACUGAAUUCUGUGUUACCACUUACAAAUUUCGAUCUGUUGGUGACAGUAGCCGAGACGUUCUCAAUAUGAAAAUAUUUUAAGCGAUCUAGAAUGCUUUUUUCGCAAAAAUCCGUUUUGGGUAUUUGCUUUAUUAAUGAGGAGUCAGAUUAGAUUGUAAGAACAAGAACGUGGCUGUUACAGUUCUUCUUUCACCAAUUAUCUUGUAACUUUUGCUCAAAGUCUCUUCACACAGCUGAUAAAAACAUUGCCCUAAUUCAGAGGGAAGCAACAAAAGUGGAUUUCAUGAUCUCGCUUGAAAAAACAUUCUUCAUUAGAGGGAAUAAGAGAACUAGAGCAGUUCAAAUGCUCCGUUCAACAUUCUGAGACAGUACUUAUUUAUUCUUUCUAAUUUAUUUUUUUUUCGCUCUCUGAGAAAUAUAAACUCAAGGAUCAACAAGGCUGAAAUUGGAUACCACGUUAACUAAAGAUGUUUUUAAAAUACAAUCAGUGUCCAGCAGGGGAAAUCUCAGACAAUGUUGUUUGCAUUUGACCGUAGGCUGUAUAUACAGCAGAGUUUCUCAUAGUACACCUCUGUAUGAUUGAGAAACGUGUGACGUUGGAAAGACAGAAAUGAACCGAUUAGAAGCAUUUGAAAUGUGUUGUCACUGGAGGCUAUCAAAGACCACAUGGAUUGAUCAUAUGAUUAAUGAAGACAUCCUGCAACUGGCUGAUAAAUAACAUAAUGAAACGGCAGGUAGAACAGAUGGGCAUAUAAUAGGACGUGAGCCGUUAGUGAAAACAGAAGCUGAAAAGAUGAUGUAAUUCAUAUUUAACAUUUCAACGUUCUGAGGCAGUACUUAUUUAUUCUUUUUAAUUUAUUUUUGUUCACCUAGUAUAUUGCACUUCAUCAGGACGUCAUGUAAACUAGUAUUCCAUUCCUGUAGUGUCUGGUUCCAAAAUACACUACCAGCAAAAAAAAUAGUACACGCUUUUAGAGGUUUCCAAUUGCUGCAACAGUGCAUAUGGGGUACAUGAAAUGAUUACAUUUACAGAUCAAUGACACCAACGGUUCUGAGUUACCAGGUAUCGACCCACGCUGAAACACCUAAAUUAGUACUUGAUGUAGCCUCCACAGGUGGCAAUACAGGCGCUAAUCCGGCAUCCAGUCGACUUUGCAGAUGCCGAAUACUGUCCUGCGGUGCGUUAUUCCACGCCUCUCAGCCUGUACACGUUGUUCCACGCCUCUCAGCCUGUACACGUUGUUCUGUAACAGUUGUUGGUUGGCGAGUUGCAAGAGUCGCUUCUCGACCCACCAUGUCCCACAUGUGUUCGAUUGGAGACAAGUCCGGAGGUAGCGUUGGCCAGGGAAGUUUCUGCACGUCCUACACAUCAAGUGGAGUUUCACGGGCAGUGUGUGGCGAGAAUUAUCCUGAUGGAACAGUACAUCAACUUCCUGUUGCAAGUUCGGCAACAGAACGGCUCUAACAACAUUCUGUACGUUUCGAGUUCUGGUUAGCGUCCUCUCCAAAAACACCAAAGGAGAAGAAGAUUUGUUGCUCAUCGCAACCCAGACAGUAUGGCCUUGGAUGCGCCCAGCGUAUCUUGGACGAAUGCACGCACUCGAGGUGACAGCGAUCAGCAGGUUUACGCAAUACGCGUGACAACCAUCACUUCGUUCAGGAACAAUUUGCUUUGAUCGCUGAAGAUCAUGGUGAACCAUUCUAUCUUCCAAGUGAUGACACUCUGGUAGUUAUGCCCCUACGCUAUCUCGACGUUGAAACAUUAUCAGUACAUCCCCAGUGGCAUAUGCUGUCAUCUGAUCAAAUUCGACGACGUCUUUCCAGGUCUAUUAAUUUUUUUCCUGGCAGUGAAAAUUCUUUAUAUAACGGAUGCCUUUUUGAGCUAUAUCCCUUCUUUUGAGACUUUCUAUAAGUUUAUGAUGUUGUAUUCUACCAAAGGCGUUUUCAUAAUCAAUAAAAGGAAGGGCUACAUUUUUGACCUGAUCAUAGAAGUUUUACACUAGAACUUGUGAUGCAGUUAUUGCUUCUCUUGUACCUAAGCUUUUUAUAAACUAAUUGUGUUUUACCCGUGAGUUUCUCACAUUUUGCAUGUAACCUUAGAUGGAUGGCUCUCAGAAAUGUUUUUAAGGAAUGGAUCAUAAGGCCAGUGAGCCUAUGAUCUUCACAUUUUCGCGCAUACUCACUUUUCGGUAAGGGGGUGAAAGGUGACAACAGUCAUGGGACUAGAUAAUGAUCUGUGUCGUAAAUUUUGUUAAAAACUUUGUGUAAGGCUCUCAUACCUUCUUCAUCAAGAAUUACUAGUAAAUGUCUUUGUUAAACCGUA
Messenger RNA from Schistocerca americana (American grasshopper), 7542 nucleotides. RefSeq lists its product as uncharacterized. The transcript is spliced from 20 exons. Gene Ontology annotation, biological process: calcium ion import across plasma membrane. Bases 1 to 3819 code for a protein of 1272 amino acids. Gene Ontology annotation, molecular function: calcium channel activity; protein binding. NCBI's taxonomy places the organism in Eukaryota, Metazoa, Arthropoda, Insecta, Orthoptera, Acrididae. The record is from RefSeq and is a predicted model, not a curated record. Gene Ontology annotation, cellular component: membrane.